Molecule: messenger RNA, 4734 nt
Organism: Eimeria acervulina
Lineage: Eukaryota; Apicomplexa; Conoidasida; Eucoccidiorida; Eimeriidae
Product: gamma-tubulin complex component 2, putative
Exons: 9
Coding region: 1-4734 (1577 amino acids)
Biological process (GO): spindle assembly; cytoplasmic microtubule organization; microtubule nucleation
Cellular component (GO): equatorial microtubule organizing center; spindle pole; gamma-tubulin complex
Molecular function (GO): gamma-tubulin binding; microtubule minus-end binding
Source: RefSeq, a predicted model, not a curated record
AUGCCGCGGCAGCCGCUUGCUUCCCCUGUGGAGCUGCACUGCUCCGUGGGUUUGGUCUCGGGGCAGCGUGGCGGUCAUCAGUAUUUGACUGUAGACGAGACGCAUGCAGCAGCAGCAGCAGCAGCGGGAGGCACAGCAGCAGCAGCAACACCUGCAACAGGCCGUUUCGGCAGCUAUACACCCCGUACUACAGCAGCAACCGCAGCAGCAGCAGCAGCUGCUGCUGCAGGAACAGAAGUCCCCUGCAUCGUCUCUUCAAGCCCUCCCUUUCCUAACAGCCCCAGCAGCAAGCUGCUGCUGCUCUCCACCUAUCCUGCCCACCACAAGAAGAUCAGCAGCAACAGCAGCAGCAACAGCAGCAGCAGCAAUACAGUCGGAUCAUCCACUUCCUGCAGCCAUGGAACGGAAGUGCUGCUAGCAUUUCUGGGGGCCCCCAAACAAAAUGCUGCAGCAACACUGUGGCUGCUGGGGGCAGCAAAUGGGCGGGGCCCCCCUCCUAAGGUUGUCUAUUCGGCUGCAACAGCAGCAGCAGCAGCAGCAGCAGCAGCGAAUGGCAUUAGUAGGACGCAUGCAAAGCAAGAUUGGGGCCCCGGGACGCCAGUUGUUGCGAAGCAGAUAUGUCCCGCUGCAACAGGAUCAGCAGCUGCAGCAGCAGCCGUAGCAGCAGCAGCAGCAGCAGAUUCGCGGUUGCGGUGGAAGCUGCUGCGCCCCUCUUUGCUGCCUUCCCACUUGCUGCCACAGCGGCUGCAGCAGCUGCAGCAGCAGCAGCAGCAAAACCAGCAGCAACCCACGGAAGAUGUGCUGCUGCAGCACGGGGAGGAGUUGGUGCUGCAGAAUCAAAAGACAGGGGAAUUCUUAUCGUUGCAGCUGCUGCUGCGGCCGCAGCAGCACCCAGCGCAGCAGCAGCAGCAGCAGCGCCGCGUCUGUCUUACCCCUUCACUUUCUUUCGAGUCCCCUCCCGAGCAGCAAACAGCAGCAGCAGCAGCUUCUGCUGCUGCUGCUGCUGGGGUGUACGUACACUGCGGAUGGCAUAUAGAAAAGGCAGGGAUACCCCAUUGCAGCCUCUCCUUGUCACGAUUUCCUGCUGCGCUGCUCGCGCCCAGCUUGUGGGAUGCUGCAGCAGCAGCAGCAGAGGUGUGGGGUGGCAGCAGCAUUGCUGCUCUACUGCAGCAGCACGGGCUUGCUGCUGCUGCUGCUGCUGUGCCUCCGGCCCCUCCGCUGCCUAUGGAGGAGCAACAAGAGCUGCUGUUGUUGCAGCAGCAGGGCAGCAGAAGCAGCAACAGCAGCAGCAGCAGCGAGGCAGAGUUUGCUGCAGCUGUGAACUGGGGCCCGCAGCAGCUAGCAGCAGACUGGCCGGUGCUACCGCAUGCAGUAAGAGAGCGGCUGCUGCUCGAUGAGUUGCUGUCGCUGCUGCUGGGUGUUGAUGGAGUGCUGCUGCGAGUAGUAAGGCAGCCGUACUUCGAGGAAGAGGAGGAGCAGCGUGCUGCGCUGCAGCAGCAGCAGCAGGAGCUGCUGCUGCAGCAGGCGCACGAGGCGGAUCUGCAGCAGCAGAGCCAGAAGCAGCAGCAGCAGCAGCAGCAACUGCUGCAGCUGCUAGAAAGGCAUCCAUAUGAUAUAAACAGCAGCAGAUGCUCAUUACCGCCUUUGCCUUCGUUUUCUGUUUGGCUGCACCCGCUGCUGCAGCGAGAAGAAGACAGCAAUGGGUCUUCAAGCGGCGGGGGUUUGCAGGGUUUGCUGCAGCAGCUGGCAGCAGCAGCAGCAGACGUGCGGCUGCUGCUGCAUGCGCAGCAAGCAGCAGGUAGCCGCCUUGAGGAGAUGGGGGCAGUGGGCGCUGCACUCUUCGCUGGGAUCGGGGGUUUUAUUAACGACGAUCGGACGGAGCAGACUCGAGAUCCACUUACGAAAGAAUCUGCAGACGACUGCAGUGGUUUAGGUGGUUGGCCUUGGGAGUGGCAGGAGCGUUUUGUUAUAGAGGAUUCCUCUGUGCCGGCUUUGCUGCGACCUGCAGCGAGGCAGCUGCUGCAAAUUGGGCGCUGCAUUCGGCUGCUGCGCGAUUGCAAACAGCCGUGGCCCGACAUGAGCCGCUACUUUGCCUCGAUGCGGGGAGAUAGCAGCAACUCGUUGUUGCUGCUGCAGCAGGAGCUGUCUUCCGCUGCACUGCCUGCAGCAGCAGAAGCAGCAUCUGCUGCAGUGUAUGCCAUGCUGGCAUCUCCUCUGGUAUUAGGGGACCCAGCAGCAGCAGCAGCAGCAGCAGCAGCAGACCACCCUGCAGCACAGGGCUUCCUUGGCUUCCUAAAAGGUCUUAAGGCCCUCUGUCUUGGAGGGCGUGGAGAUGUAUUUGCUGCAUUCUUAGAGUCGUGCGACCCCACAGCAGAUCCGCUGCAACAGCAACGUGCUGCUGCUGCUGCUGCCGCAACGGCCGGCAGAGGCAUAGAAGCGCAGCAGCAGCAACAACAGCAACACCUGCUGCAGCAAAUGCAUGUUCUAGAGGCCCGGAUGGAUGCAGCAAUACGAAGCGUCACUGAAUACGAAUGGCUGUGCGAUGACUUGUCGCUGUCUCUACACCCCGUCGCGAGUUUGUCAGAGGCCGCGCAGCUGCUGCACCGAGCUGCAGCAAAGCCUCAGCUGUAUGCACAACUCAUUGCUGCUCCCAGGGCCUCUAGCGUGCCUGGGGCCCUCCAUGGUGGCAGUUCAGCAGCAGCUGCUGCAGAUAUCUACCGCCGCCUGUGUCUGAGUCUAAACUGUCGGGGCCCGCUGCGGCUGCUGUUCUCAAGGGAGACAAUUGCAAUAUAUCAGUUGGUGUACAGACAGCUGAUGCAGCUACAUUUGGCUAGCCGGCAGCUAGCGCUUGUCUGGCGCGACCUAAUUAAGACAAAGGGAGGCCGGGGCGCACUUCCGUGCUGCUCUGAAAACGAGGGCCCCAGCGCGGAGUUGCUGCAGCAGCAGCACUUGGAGUGUAUGCGCAGCAUCAGCAGCGGCUGCUUCCUAGAAAGCCCCACAACCCUUCAGAGCCUUAACAAGACGCUUGCGGUUGUGUUGACGUUUGCUGUACAUACACUGAAAUUCUCAUCCUUAGCCAGGCGGCCGCAGCUGCUUGCUGCUGCUGCUGCAGCAGCAGACGGCGCCUCUGCUGCUGCAACUGCGCUGCUGGGGGAGGAAGAAGCAACUGCAGCAGAAGAUGCAGCAGCGGCAGUUGCUGCUGCUGCCGCUGCUGGCGCAAAUGACGGCGCAGAAGGCGUCGUUGCUGAGGCUGUAGCAGCACAGCAGCAGCAGCGGCUGCAGCAGCAAAGACGCAGGGACAGCAGACUCCAGAGCUUCCGCUGUGCUGUUGAGGCCGCAGGCUUUGGGUCAAUGCUCAAAACGGCGCAUGCAGCUUUCGUCUCCAGCCAAAGAGAGUUCGUGGCUCGCCUCUUUCGUCUUGUACAGGGAUCUACAGGUUCUGCUGCUGCCCAUUUGCUGCAGCGGCUGGAGGUUGGCCUUGCAGGGGAGAGACACGUACCUUUAGGUGUCUCCUCACCUCUAAGCGCGACUCCCCGCUAUGAAGUGCACAAAGCUAUUUCUGCUGCUGCUGCACCAGCUGUUGCUGCUGCUUCUGCUGUUGCCCCUGCUGCUGCUGAGGAAAAUGUCACGAGGCUGAGGGCCGCCGCUCCUGGCGGAGGGCUCAGCCCCCGCUUCGUGCAGGCCUCUGCAGCAGCACAAACAGCAGCAGCAGCAGCGCCAGCAGCAGCAGCAGCCGCAGCAGCAGCACCGACAUCGCUACCAACCCCACGUACGGAAAGGCUAGUGGGUAGCCCAGCGCUCCUCUCCACACUGCACCAGCAGCAGCAGCAGGAGCUGCAGCCGCAGAUACACCAGCAGCAACUGCAGCACCAAGCACGGCAGCAGCAGCACCAGCAGCAAACACCACUUCCUAGCGCCUCGUCUGCUAUGCAGCAGCUUCUCCAGAUAAGGCAGCAAAAGCUACAGCAUGAACAGCCCCAGCAACAACAGGAGCAGCAACAGCAGCUGCUGCAGCACCGAUUUCCGCGGGCCCCGAGGGCGUUAGGUUCCGUAGGGCCCCCAACGUUGCAGCGAACGACAGCUGCACCUGCUGCUGCUGCUGCGCCUCCGCAUGCAAUUACUUCCGGUCUACGCAGCAGCAGCAACAGCAGCAGCAGCAGCAGCAGGGCACCCUGGCCCACUCCACCGAGGGCAGGAACUAGUGCAGCACAGACGGCAGCAGCAGCAGCCGGUUCUCGCAGCAGAAGCGCAGUACCAACUACAGCAGCAAACAGAGGCAGCAGCAGCAGCACCACCACCAGCAUAAGAUAUAAUCUCGGGCAGCAGCAGCAGCAGCAGAAGCAGCGGAAUCAGCGUGAGGCUGCUCCUAUCAGCUACGCCAGCAGCAGAAAUCCCGUGUCACGCAGCAGCAGCAACAACAGCUUUGUCAGUGGCUCGGAUACUGAAGAAGACGCCCCCAACAGACCAGCAGCAGCACCACCACCACCACCAAGGACAGCAGCUGCUGCUGCUGAUACAGGAACUGACGCAGCUACGGAGGAGGCCUGGAGCGACGCACCUACAGAGCCGAGCGACUUAGAAGCAGAGGCUCCAACGCACCUCCAGCAGCAGGAGCAACAGCAUUCGCUGCAGCAGCAGCAGCUGCUGCAGCAGCGGCGGCAGCAGCUGCCUCCCUUGCAGCCAACGCCGCUGGCCCAAGCCCAGGCGAUGCUUAGGCGCCUGCGGAACCAGUAG